Messenger RNA from Humulus lupulus (European hop), 1449 nucleotides. Its product is annotated as large ribosomal subunit protein eL42. Gene Ontology annotation, cellular component: cytosolic large ribosomal subunit; ribosome. NCBI's taxonomy places the organism in Eukaryota, Viridiplantae, Streptophyta, Magnoliopsida, Rosales, Cannabaceae. Gene Ontology annotation, molecular function: structural constituent of ribosome. The coding region runs from base 988 to 1305 and encodes 105 amino acids. The transcript is spliced from 2 exons. The record is from RefSeq and is a predicted model, not a curated record. Gene Ontology annotation, biological process: translation.
AAGUUAAGUAACUUUCGUUUUUCUGAUAAAAUUUGUGAGGAAUGUUAUGUAGACCUGAACUGAAGAGAAGAGACAUUUUAAUUCGUUGCUGAAUGUUUCUUCGAUUUUCAUUGCAGUUCUUUUAAGAAUUUCACUGUAAUGUUUGGAUUCCAGGAAAAAAGAUAAAAGAAACAACUUGAAAUCUGUGCCUUCUUUUGAUUUGAAGUGUUUUUCGUUAGUCACCUGAUUUUGUUUGCAAUUGGAUUCUUGAGCUCGAAUUAAACGCCUUUCAAAUUUAAAUUUUAUUUGGGAGUCAGUUGUGGUAGGGUUUUUACGGUAGUAGUGCCUCUGAUGAUGAUGAAACUCUAAACUUUCGUUCUUCUGAGAUAUUCUAUGCGGAAAAAAAUUGGAGACCUGAACUGAAGAAGUCGAGUUUAAUAAUGUACAACCUCUCUUCUAGGAUUAGGAAGUAACAUGAAUUUGAGAAGGACGAUUGAGCUAGGAAUAUUCAGAGUACUUUAUACAGUGGGGUUCUGUUUUAUACUGUAGAUUUUGAGUUAUGUGGAUUUGACGAUGGAGCUAAGAUGUCCAUGUUUAUUUAUAUGUUUCAUGCUCUCUUAAGUAAUAUUGAAGCAAACUAUUUUGUUUUUUUGGGAAGGUGCUUGCUUUACUGCAUGGAAGUUACUGAAAUUUUGAAAAAUGUUGAUGUUUUCAGAUGUUCUUUAAUUUUUUGUAUUGCCUCUGAGGAUGAUCAAACUAAUAACUUUCGUUCUUCCGAGAUACCCCAUGCGGAAAAUAAUUGGAGACCUGAACUGAAGAGGCUAAGCUAGGAUAUUUGUAGAACUACAGUUAGAAAAUUAGGGUGUUGGCGACUGGACUUCUAAGGCGUGGUUGUGCUGCUAUUUUUUAUUCUGAAAUGAUAUUGAAGCAAAUCUACAUUAUAUAUUUUGGGCACUUAGUCCUGAAGGCUUGUACAUCUCAACUCGGCGGGCAGCUCUACUAGCAGACAUGGUGAACGUUCCUAAGACCAAAAAAACUUACUGCAAGAAUAAGGAGUGCAAGAAGCACACCCUUCACAAGGUGACUCAAUACAAGAAGGGCAAGGAUAGUCUUGCUGCUCAGGGAAAGCGUCGGUAUGACAGGAAACAGUCUGGUUAUGGAGGUCAGACUAAGCCAGUCUUUCACAAGAAGGCCAAAACCACCAAGAAGAUUGUUCUUAGGCUGCAGUGCCAAGGUUGCAAGCAUGUCUCUCAGCACGCAAUCAAGCGAUGCAAGCAUUUCGAGAUAGGAGGAGACAAAAAGGGAAAGGGAACUUCUCUCUUUUAAAUUUGUGUUACUAUGUCAUUUUUGUUUUUAUGGAUCUUGAAAUAGAAUUAUGGGAUAUUUGUUAACCUAGACAUAUGCUGUCAUGUUAAACAUGAUUUUGUUUGUUGAACUUUGUCAAUGUUAUUAUUCUUAAGGUUCCGAGAA